CAGAAGAUGCAAACCGUACGACGGUACAUAACCGCAUCUAAUAAACAGGUGAAAUUUGCAUUCGACUAAGAAUCAAGUAGCAAAUAAAGUAACAAUCACAGUGAAUAUGGAACCGCAAGCUUCCAAAGAGAUAAAAAUCAUCGUAAAAUGGAGCGGAAAGGAGUAUCCAAUUGAAGAUCUCACUGACCACGACACGGUAGCCAUUCUGAAACAUGAGAUUUGUAAGAAGACCCAGGUGAAGCCGGAACGGCAGAAGUUGCUCAAUCUGAAGUACAAAGGUAAAUUCGCUACGGAUGAAAUACGUUUGGGACUACUGGAACUUAAACCGAAUUUCAAAUUAAUGAUGGUUGGAUCAUUGGAGGCAGAUAUCGUCGAAGCGUCUUCCAGACCAAAUGACAUCGGAAAUGUUGUAAAUGAUCUCGACAACGAGGACGAUGACAAAGUUCCGUUAGAGAAUAAAGAAAUUUAUCUGUCAAAAAUCAAUAAACGCGUACGCGAUUAUAAAAUUAACGAACUGAACCCACCCCGCGAGGGCAAGCGUUUGCUGGUGUUAGAUAUUGAUUACACACUGUUCGAUCACCGAUCUGCAGCAGAAAAUGGCGCUGAACUAAUGCGACCAUAUCUACAUGAGUUUCUCACUUCCGCGUAUCAAGAUUAUGACAUUGCAAUUUGGUCCGCCACAUCGAUGAAAUGGAUUGUGGAGAAAAUGAAAUUACUUGGAGUCACUUCACACGCUGACUACAAACUGGUUUUCAUGCUCGACUCGGAAGCGAUGAUCACUGUUCAUUGUCCAUUGCGUGGAGUAAUUGAAGUGAAGCCUUUAGGAGUGAUUUGGGGCAAGUAUAGCCAGUAUUCUUCGAAGAACACCAUUAUGUUUGAUGACUUACGAAGAAAUUUUCUGAUGAAUCCAAAGUCGGGCCUUCGGAUCAAACCCUUUGCGGAAGCUCAUCUCAAUCGUCACAAAGAUAAAGAACUGUUGAAGCUCACGAAAUACCUCAAAGAUAUUGCGAAACAUUGUGAAGAUUUCAAUGAAUUAAACCACAAAAAAUGGGAAAGCUUCAAACCGAAGAAGCGACGUGAAGCGACUGAUGACUAAAUUGCGUAUAUUCUUGCAAAGUUGAAUCGCCUUAUUCCAUGAAUGCUUUAAAUGAACCGAAAACCGUUUGUUAAUAGUAGAAUUCUAACUUGAACAAUAAAAAGAUGCAAUGCUUAUUUUAA
Malaya genurostris is the source of this 1218-nucleotide messenger RNA. It is a transcript of the gene Ublcp1, whose product is annotated as ubiquitin-like domain-containing CTD phosphatase 1. Gene Ontology annotation, biological process: protein dephosphorylation. Gene Ontology annotation, molecular function: protein binding; protein serine/threonine phosphatase activity. NCBI's taxonomy places the organism in Eukaryota, Metazoa, Arthropoda, Insecta, Diptera, Culicidae. Gene Ontology annotation, cellular component: nucleus. The coding region runs from base 107 to 1096 and encodes 329 amino acids. The record is from RefSeq and is a predicted model, not a curated record. The transcript has 2 exons.